AUGGGGAGGGGUGGGACCGUUGCUGGGCAACAGAACCAGCUCUCUAACGGCGGGUGGUCUACUGCGAAGAGGCCCCGCAGCCUGGCUGGGCUGCAACCUCAGCACCUCCGCAUGUCGGGGCGGUCGGUGCUCCCGCUGUUGUUCUCCAUGUUGCUCUUGCUGGCCCUGGCGGCUCAGGCUCCUUUCCCUGCGCUGGGGUUACGGAAGCCUCUCUGGAGGGCUCAAAGGGUGAGUCGCCCGCAUCGGCAGCGGAGCGCCCACCACGCUCAGCAUUGGAUCCCGGCCAAGCCUCAGAAGAUGCUUCCAAAUCGGGCCGCUAUUCGAGCUCAGAUUCUGCCGCCAGGCAAAGUAGCCACUGUGACCUCGGUCCUGCCCAGUGUGUUGGGCAUGCUUCCGAAAAUGUCCCACAUGCUUAUGUCUCCCAAACCUACCCCCACCUUGGGUCCAGAGCCAAGUGAGAACUCCUACCUAGCUAAAAAAGGGUCUCAAAUCCUGUCUACUCGGACGACGACCACUCAGGCUCCCAGCAUGCCUCCAGUAUUGUCUAACAGCUCAUCAGAGUUCUCAAUUCCCCUCUCAGUUUUCACAGUGACUCGGACUUUGGAUAUGUUCUCCUCCUUGCCUAUCUCAAUUUCAUUAGCUCCUCAAGUAACAACUGCAUCUUUGAAGCCUGUCCAAAUCUCAAGAGCACCAGCCGGAUCCUUGGUGCCCAUCCAGCCUUCUGUGUUGCCUCAGAUGACAAUAUCUUCUCAAAUUCCAGCUGCAUCUUUGGUGCCAGCUCAGUCCCUAUCGUCCAUUUCAUCCCAGAUGCCCACCCAAAUCCUAACAUCAUCACCUAUGACCCUAAAUGCAUCUUUGGAGCCCACUCCAACUUCCCAAAUGAUUCAGACUUCAGCUCCAACCUUAAUACCUAUCCAAACCUCAAUAUUACUUCUGCCUCUGGCGGUCCCCAAGGAGCUCUCACCAACAAUUCCAACCCUGCCUCCAGUAUUGCCUAAGGAUCUAGCUGUGAGCAGGGUGCCUUCUCAAGUUUCCAAGUUGCCUUGGACUUCAGCUGCACGUGUGGUACAGGCUGCAACCCCAGAUCUGUCUCCGUCAAUGUCUCAGACAAAAGCUAUUCCCCUGGUGCCUUCUCAGACCCUAUCUCCAACUGUGGGCUACACUCAAAUUCCAACCCCAUUUCUACGAUUAUCUCGGACUCUACCUCAUUAUGAAGCUCAGGCUCCAGUGCCCACCCAUACUCUAGCCCCACCACCUGGACUUCAGAAAUGUCAGAUUCUAACUUCAACUGAGCUACUGGCUCAGACUAUUGGGCCACCUCUAGAAUCCAGGGAGAUUUGUGCUCCACCUCCAGAGCCUACCGUUCCUCUGGCUCCACCCCCAGAACCACCUCCAAAGCCAGCAAAGCUUUCCUCUCCAUCUCCUGAGCUAAAGGGGCCUCCAGUUUCACUAACGUCCCCCAGGUCAAUCCAGACUUUUCCAUCACCUUCACACCUGGCUCAUGCUACAGUAUCACCACCUUCACUGUCUCAGAAUGAAGCCAAAGGAAUGAACUUGCACUGCUUGGGGCUCUGCACUUGCAAAACUGGAAUGCUCUCUUGUACUGGCCUCAGUCCUGAACUCCGCCUGAAGACUGUGCCAAUACCAGGACCUGAGGCCCAUGAAUUCAUCUUCUCUUCCCUAGAUUUCCAUGGGAAUUCUAUUUCUGCCCUUGAGGGAAGUGCCUGGAAGUCAUACCCUUGGGCUGAGACUCUAAAUCUCAAGGAUAAUGCUUUGCGUAAACUAAACAAGAAUUCCUUUGAAAGCCUGCUGUCCCUCCAGUAUUUGGAUUUAUCCAGUAACAAAAUCAGCAUUAUUGAGAGUGGUACAUUUGAAUCAAUACCUUUUUUGCAGUUUUUAAACCUCAGUUGCAAUUUACUCAAAAACCUCCGUUAUGGAACAUUUCAAACCUGGCAUGGAAUGCAGUUUCUGCAAAGCGUAAUUCUCAGUCACAAUCCUUUGUCAGCCAUCGAAGAUACUUUUUUUUUCCAUCUGUCAUCUUUGAAAUAUUUGGAUAUAGGUAGAACAGAGGUACCACUUUUGGCCAUCAAGAAUAUCCUGGAGAUGGCCUUCAGGUUACAAACACUAAUCUUGCCCAAUAAUUUUGCCUGCUGCCUGUGCCAGUUUAAAAAGAAUAUUGAAAAUCUCUUAAAGACAAUUAAGCUACAGUGUGAAAGUGACUGCUUCAGCAACUCCUCUCUUUGUGAUCGAAUGGAAUCCAUAGACUCUAUACAAGAGGAACUCAUCCAGACGCUUCAGGCUAGAGAAAGGAAAACAAGUGCUAAGCUAAGCCUACAGCCUGAGAGAUCCUAUGCAGAGAGUGAGAAGGACACCUUUACUUUGCUAAAUGAACCAUUAAGUUCUAAUGUUGAAAAUGAUAUUCUCGGUGCAGCAAACUAUUUGCUGCCAAAAUUCCGGAAGGGGCAAGUGAAAAAUGUCGAGUUGAACGUAUCCCCCUUUAUUAAACUGCUUGAUACCCAUCCUCGAAAAGGAGUAAAAACUCCGGGUCUUCCAUCCACUGCUUCUGCGUGGUCCUCGUUUGGCACAAUACGGCUCAAUCUGACUGAUGGGAUUCAACUGAGGAAACUUCACUUUGUGACAGUUUUGCUGGAAACCUAUCUUCGAGAAAAAAUGUUAAGUAUUGAAAAACCUGCCAAAGAGCCCACACUUCGAGAGAACUGGAAAGCUUCUGGGCCGGAAAGGAGCGGGAUGUGUGGCGGGGAACCGGGGAAAUGCAGCCCGACUCCAGCUGGCAGCCUCGGAAAGGCGGCAGUGCCAGGAGAGGACAAGUGCAGCGUGGGGAAAUUUUGCGCCCAGAAGACGCUAGCAGAAGUGGGCAAGAUCAGCCUCAGCCGGAGGAGCCGGGGGAAAAACCGUUCCAAAGGGGCCAGCUUGUCCCAGAACCUUCUGCACAAAGAGAAAAGGGGCAAAUCCUUCCGGGAAAGCUUUGCCCGAGGGAGAACGGGAACUGCGGCACAUGCCCAGAAGACCCCAAGCUCCUGGCCAAGGCAACCAGACCUGCGCCAGACUACACCGAGUAGAGGCUCACUCUAUGCUGGGGCGUCCGUCUUUAAAGAUCUUAAAGCAGCAGUUUCUCCUUUACUAAAAAAACUUGUAGGCAUUUCUUCAACUGCCAACCUUUCGGAUGCUUCAUUAAAGUCCGGAAGCAAAUUAGAUGGUUUAACAUAUCCAAUUUCUGCUUCAAAAAGUGUAAAUAAAAGCCUUAAAUAUAAAGGGCAAAAAAAAAGACAUGGAAUUGUCCCCACAUUGCAAAAAGACCGUAUUCCAAUUUUACAUUCUAAUAAAACUCAUUUUUUCCAUAAAGCAAAAUCCCGAAUCAGAAUGUUCCCUGAGGCUAAACGGAGCCAGAAGGGAAAAACUAAGUUCCUACAAAAAAAUUGGUUCCUUGAAAAUUCCAUUUUCUCAGAGAUUAGAGACCUUGUAAAUAAUUCUCCAAAAAAACCUUCCAAAAAGACCAUUCCCACAAAGAUUUCUAAAGGAGCCUCUGCAGCAAAUACUAUGUCAAAAAAUACUACUACUACUUCAAAACAGAAAGGAUUCGAGUUAGAGAAUGCUGCACUGAAUGGUGAAGUCUCUCUUAAUGAUUCUCCUUCAGAUGACAAGUUGGAAAGUGAACUAAACCAGCAGUUACAGCCUCUCAUACCCAACAAGGUCUUCAGGGGCUUAAUUUCUCAUAUCACCCAAACUUUGCAAAACGACUGCACCAAGCCUUCCCUGCAAGUGGCCUGUGCCAAGCUCAUUUCAAGAGCAAAUCUCCUGAUGAAACUGCUCAGUGAGCAAGAAAAGAUGAAAGAGUUCCAUAUAGAUCAGAAUUCUGACCUCUGGAAAAAUGAGCCCUAUCUCAAUGACAGCACCACGCAACUGGUCCUAGGCGAUCUAAAAAAGACACCAAAAGAAAUUCCAGAAUUUAGCUAUAACAAUAAACUCCUCUUGGCCAUAUCAGUGACAGUAGUGGUAAUGAUCAUUAUUGCUAUGAUUUGUCUCAUUGAGAUUUGUUCCCAUAGACCAACAUCUCCAAAAGGAGAAGGAAAGCAUUCAUACAGCUUAAGGAAUUUUUUUACAUCUCUGUAUAAGAAGUCCCCCAAAGAUGGUUAUGAAGAGGUUGAGAAUUCUCAAAAAAAGGGAAAACCUCUCUGGCUUAGGGAUAUGUAUCGGCCACUAGACGCCACACGCAAAAAGAACAUGGCUCAAAAGCUACGUGACCAGGACUCCUCUGAUGAGGAAGACAUUUUCAGUAAAGAGGAAAGGAGUGAAGAAGAUGUACAAGGAAAAAGAAAAGAGAAAGAUUAAAGUAAAGCCUCAGAAAGAGACUCAUCAAUAUUAUUUUGUGAAUAUCAGUUUUUCAACACUAUUUGUAAAAUUAUACUUUUUAUCAUAUUAAAUGAAUAUAAUCCAAACCCAA
Monodelphis domestica (gray short-tailed opossum) is the source of this 4462-nucleotide messenger RNA. RefSeq names its product leucine-rich repeat-containing protein 37A-like. Gene Ontology annotation, molecular function: protein binding. Lineage: Eukaryota; Metazoa; Chordata; Mammalia; Didelphimorphia; Didelphidae. The record is from RefSeq and is a predicted model, not a curated record.